Molecule: messenger RNA, 3378 nt
Organism: Pogonomyrmex barbatus (red harvester ant)
Lineage: Eukaryota; Metazoa; Arthropoda; Insecta; Hymenoptera; Formicidae
Source: RefSeq, a predicted model, not a curated record
CAUAAAACAGGAAUAUGUAUUUUCUUUGUUUGGAAGAAUCGAAACAUGUCGGAGGGUUUUUUUUAAGAAAUUUAACGGAUGGAAAAAUAAUCGGUUGUAAAAUUUACAUUUUUUUCGGAUGCCUUUCGCGCACGAACGAUAUGAAAAAAAAAAAAAGAAAAAAAAAAAUCUCGAACGCGCGGGAUGCCCGGAAGAAAAAUCAAACUACACGAGCGGCGAAGAUAGCUCCGUUAUAACGCACAUAGCAUAGCACCUUCACUCCGGAUUGUAACAGAUAGUAUAGUCGAGAGGCAGUCUUUGGUAUACUACGUUGCGCUGCUGACCCAAAUGAAUCCUGGCCGCCAGUCAGUCCCGCUCCGGACUUCUUUGCGGCAGUAUUGGCCGCUCGCUCUCUCACAUUCUUGGUUCAAACCUGUUAAUUGUCAAUUGCCUCAAGUGUCAAAAUAUCAUUUUAAAAAAUAUGACGCUAUCUUCAUCCUCAUAUUUUUCUUUAUCGCGGCCGUAUCGUUGUAAGAUGACUAUUUAAAAAAAAAGGAACAGUGUUAAUUAUUAAUUAAACUUUGAUUAAUUGACAAUUUAGAUUUAAACAUUAGUGUUUCGAUGGUUCAAUGGUUCGCGCCUCAGAUGUCGAUGAUCCAUUUCGGUCAGAGUGCGGUUCUGCCGAUUGACUGGUGCUUGAUCCAGAAAUCGACGAAACAAAUUUCUCGUGACUGGUGCGUCGUGCGUGUUAAAACGGUGCUCCUAUUCAUUCGUAAGUGAAGGCACUCUGGGUUUACGACUACAGCUGUUACUCGUCAAAGUUAAAGGCGCGGAAAAACACGGGUUGAUCUGAAAAUAUAUUCAUCGUGGAUUUGUAGACUGAGAAGAAGGAGUGGCAUAAUGUAAGAAGAGCGGAUGCCAGAGCGAAGAAAUUGCGGGACAUCAUCGGGAGGACCAAACAUCUGUCCGGAGCACGCGCAGACUCAUUUUAGCAAUGCGACAUUCCACGCGCUAGUCCCGCGUAAUCAUUGACAAUUGGCAAGAUGCGAAGCGAAGUGGGCGAAUGGCUGGCCACGUGCGUAGGUUCGCCAAUAUGCAUUUUAUUACUGUCAUGGUCUCUAUUGAUCUACCAGAAUCAAUCUUCAUCUGCCAAAAGAAAAAUUGAUGUGCUAACAGUCGCGAUUCUCUCUCAAAGUCUCACACAUCAAUUAGGAUUGCUGCUGUACGCGAUUCUCACCUUAAUUCGUCCAGCGAAUCAUUUUGGAGAGUUAUGCUCGACGUUGGUAUGGGUACUGAACUCGUCGAGCAUUCUCCAGGAACUGACUCUCACGUCGAUCGCGGUGUUCGCGGCAAUUAGCAGUCAUGACGACGUUAUCAAUCUUACGAAGAAUCACCUCAAGUAUCAUUUGGUCAGCCUGAGCGUUAUCAGCGCCUGCAUCGGCGUCACCGGCGUCCUCAACUUUGAACCGGAAAUCUGCGUCUUCCUGGCUCACGAGAUCUCUCAUAAAUAUGGAGUCUUCGUCAAUUCUCUAAGGGGUUUGUUAGCCCUUACAUCUCUAUUCAGCGUCAUGGUUGCACUCUUCAAAAAUAUCUGUCGUCCAUCGACCUCCGAGCUGCUCAAGUCAGUCUCGGAUCUGUCCGAGGCAAGUUCGAAGAACUCUUCAGGAGCAUUCGAUUGUCAUCCGCAGCAUUGGGAUCCCUCGAGCGGAUCGUGCACCAGCGGUUCGACCAAUAGCAGAGCAUGUUUGAGGAAGAAAAAAGUGCAGGUUGACGAGGCCAGCGGCAGAUCUACCGUUUACAGCAUACUAUUUGUUUGUUACAUCUUCGAGCAUUUACCUAUCCUGAUCAUCUCCAUCAGGCCGAGUCUUCUAAAAAAUGUCUGCACACCUCAAAAUCUGGCGACGUGGUUGCCGUUGGUGAAGGAUACGCUGCUCCCGAUUUUCCUGGCCCUCUUCGACAAGAUGUUCUGCCGAUAUGUAGCCAAGGUGUACACUAAGCAGGAUCAUGCAAGAAAAUUGUCGCACGGCGGUAUAGAUGGUAAAUUUCGACACUUCGAACAAGAUACCGAGUACAAGCUACAAUUGAAUCUAAAUCAUGGGCUGAAGUUCCCCCUGACUAACGGAAGCCUCUACGGACGACUGCACAAUCAUCAGAACAGAGCGAAAACCGGGGGCACGAUUACCAUGGGAAUUCAGCAACACUAUCCCAAAACGCAGUCCAUGACCGAGGACAGCAAUUACGCAUCUUUACCAGCGGAAAUGUCGUCCUUCACGAGUUCGACCUUUGAACCGCGUCAAGACAGACUUCCCGAGUCACCAAAGAAAAAUUCGGCGGAACAGCAACAGCAAUCGGGAUACAGCAGACGGCCGAGGCCGAACGAGAAUUUGCACGAUCUCGCUGGGAAUCGCAGAAAAAUCGGCAGCACCGACGUCUUCGGGCAGAACAUGGAGAACCUGGUGCAGUUGGAGGAUUCUGCGAACAGUCGAAAGUUCCCGGCCAAGAAUCUGGACGAGAUCCGCGAGGAGCCGUCCAGGCGACACGCCAGGAGCGUUCUCGGUCUGGAGAACCUGAUUCUCGGCCUGGAGAACAAUCUCCAGGAUUAUCCUAGAAAUGUUCUGCGCAGAAAUCAAAGCUUUGACCAUGCCAGAUAUCAUCGACCUAUGCUCGACACGAGGACCUACAACUUGAAAAAAGAUGAUCUCGUGAGGGAAAAUCUUCAUUUAAAUCUCCAGAGACGAGAUAGUCAGGGACAUUGUGAUGUAUAUGAUAGCUCCGACGAUGAGAGCUGCGAUCUGGAGAACGGCGACUUCGACACAAUGAGCUCCUGCAGAAGCAGAAGCAGAAGCUGCUGUUCCGUUACCACAGUCGCUAACGAUGAUUUCGAAUAUUUCCAGCGUAAAGGAACCAAGGUGGAGUUGCUGCCCUCGAAGCGAACUGGCGAGGUAAAGGUCAGCAUGCGAUCUUUCACGCCGCGUAUCAUAGAGAACGGCACGGAGGACCGGGAGGACAAGAAGUGCGGCGGCAACGCGAAACUGCCCGACACCAAGCCCAGCAUACAGUCCUAUCAUCUGAAAAGUAAAAGGAUCGCGCCCGGUUAUUCGAUGAAUGACCUGGAUAAAUUAACGAUUAAUCGAAGGCUGCCGAAUCUCUCGAUGGAGAGUCUGAAGAGCAUCCUGAAGAACUCCGACGUGAGUUACCUCGACAACGGCGACAUAUGCAAGCACGACAUCGGCGGCUCGGCACCAGACUUCAAGAAGAUCUUCGUCACUGAGUUCAUAUGAAGCUUGUACCACGACGUGAUACGGAGUGUUAACAAACACGGAAGAGUGUGUAUCGUUUGUCCUUGUGAUAUAACAGCGAUACGACAACAAAUAUAGAUAAUUCGCUUUGAUAAAAAAA